This is a messenger RNA of Salvelinus fontinalis (brook trout), 4610 nucleotides long. RefSeq names its product protein NEDD1-like. Bases 199 to 2295 code for a protein of 698 amino acids. Gene Ontology annotation, biological process: mitotic cell cycle; microtubule nucleation. Gene Ontology annotation, cellular component: centriole; pericentriolar material; ciliary basal body. The transcript has 16 exons. Gene Ontology annotation, molecular function: gamma-tubulin binding. NCBI's taxonomy places the organism in Eukaryota, Metazoa, Chordata, Actinopteri, Salmoniformes, Salmonidae. The record is from RefSeq and is a predicted model, not a curated record.
UGGCUUGCUUCCCAACUGGAACCCUGGGGACUUAGGGGGGCCGCUGUCCUGGCUGCAAAUGCAGGAAUGCCCACAUGCAGGAUCGCCGCCAAUUGCGGGUUGUAAUUGCACACUAUUGAAAUUGUUUAUGACAAUUCCCGUCAUUCGACAGACAAUUCAUAGGACAAUUUCACAAGGAAAUCAGUAACAACCGUUGCUAUGGAGGAGGUGACGCAUCUGGUGUCGUCCGGCGACUGUGUUAAGAUCUGGGACUCAGCCUCCAUGACAGUUUUGGAACAGUUCAACCCGCACAGUAAUACACACCCUGUGGCCCAAGUGUGCUGGAGCAGCAACAAUCAGUAUAUUGUAAGUGCCAGCAGUAUAGGAGACAAGCUGGUGGUAUCCAGUCUCAAGUCCUCUCCUAUCCCAGUGUUGGAGCUUGCAGAGGGGAAAAAGCAGACACGUGUGAGUCUGAACUCAACGUCCCAGUACCUAGUGAGUGGGGGGCUUGAUAACUCUGUUAACAUCUGGGACCUAAAGGCCAAGAGGCUUCAUCGCACCCUCAAGGACCACAAAGAGGAGGUGACGUGCGUGUCCUUCAAUGGCAGUGACAGCUACAUCGCCUCGGGCUCCACCAGUGGUGACAUCAUCCUGCACAGCAUCACCACCAACCUGUCCAGUAAUGCCUUUGGACACGGUACCAACCAGCCCAUCCACGACCUGAAGUACUCUGUGGUUAAGCGCUCCCUACUGGGCAGUGUGUCAGAUAGCGGAUCGGUGGUCCUGUGGGACGCCAACACUCAGAAGGAGCUGCACGUGUUUGAUGGAGCCCACAAGGCCCCCGCCUCGGGCCUGGCCUUCUCUCCUGCCAACGACCUGCUCUUUGUCACCGUUGGCCUAGACAAGAAGAUCAUCUGCUAUGACACCUCCAGCAAGAUUAUUCUCCGCAACAUGUGUGUGGAGUCCCCGUUGACGGCCAUUGACUUCACUCCAGAUGGGGCAGGGUUGGUAGUGGGCUCCACCCAGGGCAGACUGUACCUGUACGACCUGCGCAACCUCAGCUCCCCUACCAAGACUGCCGCUGCACACAAGACCUCCAUCACCAGCCUGCGCUUCCAGAGCUCCCAGAGCAGACACCUCAAGUCCAGUAAAAUAGCGUCCAGCAAGUCUUCCAGCGCCCAGACAAGCAAGAGGAUCUCAGCCAGGCUGGGUAGUACCUACCUACCAGUAACUACCCCCAGCUCCACCUCCAAUCCCCCCUCUAGCCUGCCUGCACCCCAUGCAGUAGAAAGAGGGGAUGGACAAGCCCAGGGCACAGGCACACACAAAGAGGCAGAGGGCCAGCUGGGUGUUGACUGCCUGCCUAGUCUGGACAAGUUCAGCAGCGUGGGUAGAAACAGCCUGGACAUCUUCUCCCCCGUAAAAGACGAUUACAAAGCCCACAGGAUGAGUGGUGAUGCUCCUGGUGGAAUCAAAGGGAAUGCGAUCAGUUUGGAUAUGUUCUCCAGAGAAGGGCAGCAAAGCAUGGAGAAGUUCAGCAAAGUGGGACGCAACAGUCUGGACAUUUUCUCUCCUGUUAGAGAGGAUUACAAAACCCAUGGAAUGACUGCAGAUGAAUCAAAUGGGAAGAAAGCAAACAAUCUGGACUUCCUCCCUACCUACUCUGGUGGGCCCCCACAACACAAGACUCCCCUGGGCACCCUUGGAGGAGGGUGCUGUUACAGCCCCCUGCCUGUCUUCCAGACCCCUUCACCAAUCAAAGAGGAGCUAGCCAUGCCUCCUGCACCAGCACAGACAGAUACACAGGACUCAAAAAGGUAUGAGAAGGACAGUGGUUCCAGUCUGGAGGGUGAAGCCACAACCACGCCCACGUCAUCAGCCCAGACCUCACACAGCCAACCAGCACCUCCGUUCUUCACCCCUGAACCCGGCCUGAGGACCAAUGAUGUGCAGGCCCAGCUGAGCUACAACACGCCCCUAAAUGGUGCGCUGCCCAUUAUUGUACCAGUGUCUUUGGCAGUGGCAUCCUCGCUAUCAGAGAGAAUAGUGGAGGCUGUUGGAGCAGAGGAUGGAGGCGCUCCCCUCACAUCUCUGCAGAUCCAGUUCAUCCGCAACAUGAUCCAUGAGACCCUGGAAGACUUCAGGGACGCCUGCCACCGAGACAUAGUGAACCUCCAGGUGGAGAUGGUCAAACAGUUCUACAUUCAGCUGAACGAGAUCCAUGGUCUGAUCGAGAAGUACUCUGUCAAUGACUCGCUGGUGGAGGAGAUCGAGAAGCUGAGGGAGGAGAACAAGCGACUCCGAGACAAUUACUGAGAGGUUGACUUGAUAGAGUUAAUCACCCCUGGAUACAGUUGUUGUCCCUUCUCAACUCGGACAGAAAGUCUUCCGCAGAGCUUAAGGUCUAUGUGGAAUAAUCGUGCCAGAGAGAGAACUCUGAAGGCUAAAGGUGCCAUUUUUUUGUAUCCUGGUUUAAUGCCCUCCAUCUCUUUCCAUGGCAUGCAGGGACCCUUUUGUAUUCUCACCAGUUUAUUUUGUACAUGUCAAAUUGCCAAGGGCCUUGGAAUGAAUUAAUUAAGAAGUGCCUUACUAGUUGUAACCCAAGGGCCGACCAGUAUGUUAUCAGUCACAAGGUAUGACACAGUGGUUAUCAUGCUGGACUGGCCCGUGAUGGCAUGGCACUAUUUUUCCCCAAUAAAAAACCGGUCUCUCCUCUCGCAGGUCCUUGUUGACUCCACCAGUGGAUCUAAUAUAAUGGACAAGUGUAAGUAAUGAUGCAAACUCCGUUACAAUAUUGCUGAUACCUAUUCAUUCCUUUUAGUUCUGUGAAGGAGAGAUCAACAAGGACCUAGGGAUUGGAAGAUGCAUUAGCUUGGGAUUGCGCUUAAAUACUUAUCUUCAGUAUGGUUGAAGUUGAUAGUAUCUUUUGGCUUUUACUGGAAUACUGAAGAUAAAUUAGGGCAUGCCUUUGUUGGAAGACAUAAUCAUGAUAGUGUUUGUUGUGGACUAAGUAAGAAAAGGCCAUAUCGGUCGGUCAUCAAUUUCUCUUGUAAGCAAAGUGGUGCCGAGCUCCCCUCUAUGAAGGGUGCUUGCAUCGCCAAGUUUCUGUUCCUCAUAGUUGAGUUUCUUUUGUUAUAGAUUUUUUUAUAAGAGGAAAAUAAAUACUCUAUGUAUACAAUCUCUUAACCUGUUUGGGCUGCAAGCCCGAAUUCGGUACGACAAUGACAACAGCUGCAGGGCACGAAAUUCAAAAUCUAUUUUUUAAAAAUAUUUAACUUUUACACAUUAACAAGUCCAAUACAGCAUUUGAAAGAUAAACAUCUUGUCAAUCCAGCCAACAUGUCCGAUUUUUUUAAAUGUUUUACAGAGAAAACACCACAUAUAUUUAUGUUAGCUCACCACCAAAUACAAAAGUGGACAGACACGUAUGGAUAUGAUUAUGAAGUAUGAAUUAUGAUUCAAGUAGCAUGCACAAGCCAACCGAAAUAAACUAAAACCAACCUAAAGAGCCCAGAAAAAACUACCUCAGAUGACAGUCAUAUAACAUGUUACACAAUAAAUCUAUGUUUUGUUCAUAAAAAGUGCAUAUUUUAGCUAUAAAUCAGUUUUACAUUGAUGCUACCCAAAAAUGCUAACACAUAGCUAGAGUCUGAAUCCAGACGGGAGUAGCCAGAGAAAAUACAUACACCAACGUCGGCUACUAAUUACACCUCAUAAAACAUUUCAGAAAAACAUAUGGUGGAUAACUAAUGAAAGACAGAUAUCGUGUGAAUAAAGCCAACAUUUCCGAUUUUUGAAGUGUUUUACAGCGAAAACACAAUAUAUCGUUAUAUUAGCUAACAACAUAAGCUAGCAUAAGUCAGCACUAGCAUUGGUCAAGCGCUAGCCUAGCACAGUUAGCCCACUUAGCACAGCACAGCUCAACAGAUAUAUGAAAAAGCAUCCCAAAUUGGGUCUUAUCUUUGUUGAUAUUCCAUCAGAAUGUUGUAACGGGGUCCAAUGUCCAGUAGAGUCUUUAGUUGGGUUCCAGAACGAAUUAUUUCCCUCUUUGGUUAGCAAGCACGAUAGCAUUGCGGCGCUACACAGCGUUUCUUCAAAAAAUUCUUCCGUCGUAUCACAUCUAAAGUCCAGAAUAAAUUGCAAUAAUAUAAUUAAAGUAUAUUGAAAAAACAUACUUUAGGAUGAUUUUGUGACAUGUAUCAAAUAAUAUCGUAGUCAGACAUCAUAUUCACCGUUAUCUACCUUGUUCCAGAAGCCGAGACCAAAUUAUCCUUCGCGCCCGGAAUUUUUUUUUAACUGCGCAGGUCUCACAAGAAGGUGUGUUAUUCAGUCCAUGGACGAGAUAUUCGACUCCUUUCAAUUCUCACUUCCGCAUUACAGCCUGACGAAGGCCUGUGACGUGUCCCUAUGGUCCCAAGUCAAAGGGCCUUUUAUAGAGAAGGUCUUAAAGAGACACAUCGCAUUUUGGAAAUCUCAAUUCGGCUGGGAAAAUGGCUGUAAAAAUAUUUCUGUUCGACUUAGAGAAACAAUUCAAACCUUUUUAGAAACUAUAGACUGUUAUCUAUCCAACAGUAGUAAAUAUAUGCAUAUUGGAAAAUAAAAAGUUUCUUAGGAGGCCGUUUGAAAAUGUG